AUGAAUGUCCGGGAACCAUUGAACAUCGAUGAUGAAGGAAUCCGGGGCAGAGCGGUUGCCACACCAUCACCAAUGUCGGAGCCAACCCAGAUGUCCUUCACUCUUCAGCGACUCAACCUGGCAGUCGUAUGCCGCGAAAUAGUGGACAUGACGGCCUACGAACACAUGCAUGGAAUCGAUGUUAGCUACGACAAAAUUCUCGAAUUGGACCGCAAGCUGCAUCAAGCAUAUAACAAUCUCCCGGAAUUCUAUCGGCUCGAUACUGUUUCCAGGCGUCGUUUUGCAGCCCUCUAUCGUAGCCGACCGACGAUUGCAUGGCAGAGGUGUCUUUUGCAGCAAGCUUAUCAUUCGCGUUUCUGCCGACUGCACCGUCUGUACUUCAUCCGGGGAGCCCGAGAGCCCGCGUAUUCGUAUUCGCACGUAAUCUGCCUCCAGUCUGCGCGUAAAGUGCUGGAAAUCAAGAGAAUCAUGGACGAGGACGAACCAAAGUUCAUGCCGCCAACAUCAACAGUCUGGUCUGUGAUGCAUCACGUUUUCAUGGCUGCAGUGAUCCUUCUGAUGGACGUGUGCUUCAACUGGGAUGACCUUCUGGCUGAUAAAAGGAAGCAAGAGGUGCUUGAUGCAUGUCGUAUGCUCAGCGAGGCUCAACGAACAUCGUCCUUGGUUAGCCAGGGUAUCCAGGCUAUGAUGGACGUGCUGCAGAAGCACUGGAAAAGUGGAAAACACUCCUCUGCCGAUGGACAGCCUUCGAAUUUACCGUCAUCACCUGCCUUGGCUCCUGCUGCUGUUGCAGAGCCAGCGCAAAUCGUUUCCAAUCAUGACUCGGCAAAUACGAAUGAUAAGAAAGAUGAUCCGUCCGCAGAGACCUCUUUCCAUUUUGAUCAAAAUGAGGGUCAAGAGCGGCCACUGGAAGAGAUAUGGACGGAGAUGCUUGACAGUGGCGGCGACCUGAACUUUGCGACGCCAGACUGGACGGACUUGUUGACCGACUUGACAAAUGCCACGCUGCCUUGUAACUAA
Aspergillus fumigatus Af293 is the source of this 1020-nucleotide messenger RNA. Its product is annotated as transcription factor domain-containing protein. Bases 1 to 1020 code for a protein of 339 amino acids. The record is from RefSeq and is a predicted model, not a curated record. The transcript has a single exon. NCBI's taxonomy places the organism in Eukaryota, Fungi, Ascomycota, Eurotiomycetes, Eurotiales, Aspergillaceae.